CCCCAGCGACGCCCGCCCGAGCGACGACGCCUCCGAUCCCACGCUCCGCAACCCGCAACGCACGCGACGAUUCCCGUUAGCCGGCCUUGCGAUAUCCCGAUUUCAGUCACGAUUUUUUGGAUUUUGAGGAUUCUCUCAGUGGUUUAACUGUGGUCUGAACCGGUGGUAGUUUGUGCCCGCAUUUAUUAUCAUCAUCAUUUUUUUUCAUAAGCGGUCCUUUCUUCAUUUAAUGGCUCCUGCCUCGAUUCAAAAAAUUCCGGGAUCCACCCAAAUUUAGGGAUCGAAUUUCAGAGGUUCUCUCUCGUCACGGUACUGACCAGCUGUGGUUAAUUUCCGCCCCUCGUGAGGGAUUGUACACGCGGCAUUGUUCGGAUUUUCGCCCGUGGUUUUUUAUUCCAAUGAGCCUUGUUUCAGAGGAUAUUUCGUGAGAUUAAUUGCAAUUUUGAUGCGUCAAAACCUCCCCUUUAAGUAAUUUUGCGAACGGUUUGGCAUAAUCAUUUGAAAUUUUUGAAGUGGGGAUUUUAACUUUCAUAUCUAAAUUUGUUUACGUAAAUAGUGCGUUGUAACGCGAAUCGAAAUAAUACCUAGUGCAAACAAGAGUCGACUUUAAAGUUGCUUAAAGUUGCAUCAACGAUCUUCUAGGUUACGAAAAAAACGUUUGGAUUAAUCCGGUGUCGUUUUAUUUGUGAUUGACACUUGGUGCAGUGAUUGAUCAGUGACCCCUUAUAUGGGAUUUAAAUUCAGCUAUUUGACGCUGUAAUUUUUAUUGUUUUAACACCACUGUCUCUUAGUUUCGCAGUUCAAUAAAUAUCUUUUACUCCUCGAAUUUUGUUCGAAACAGUGUUAGUUACUUUGUGUUUAAGCCCUUUUGAGGGCCGUGCUCAGACUUGAUUUAGUCCAUGGGAUACACAUUAUUUCCGGAAUAAAAGGACGCAAAAGUAGCAGUUGAAAUUACAAGCUCCUUCAAUUAAGAUCGAUCUUUGACAGCCUGCUAAAGAUGCCGGCAAAUUACCGUUGACAGGAAAUAUAUUGCCGUCCACUACUAAUAGUUGUUGACUAACACAAAGAUUUGCCUCUCAAUCUUUCCACCCGGAUAAUUUCGCAGCUGAUUCUCUCAUAACUUCAAUCAUUGUUGCCGAUGAGUACAAAAGUAGCUCUAUUAUCACAGAAUAAGGCAAAUUUCAAUGCAAACGUCACAGGCGCAGGUUUCACAUUCAUGAGAGUCAAGUCGAAGAAAUCCAGAGGACCGUGUUUCUUCAUUCUUCUCACACAGGAAUAACAAAGCUGUGCAACAGGCAAAAUAUCUUCACAAAUGCUGCACAAACUGGUCUCCUAUUCAUCUGAUCUCAUCAAAGUUAAUUUUAAGGUGUAAUUUUAAGAAUAGUAAUUGUCUAUUGAACUCAAUGGGCGCCUGUCAGGUGUACCAUACUAUUUAACUAAACAAUGUAUAAGUUGAUGAAUAAUUUUUAGUUCCAAAUUUGUCUAUCUAGUCUCAACAUUUCAAAUCUGGUUUUUGAAGGGUUAAAGAUUACUUUUUAAGAUACGAAACCAUGAUAACGAGAGUACGAAGAAAGUGAUACGUGCGAUGGAAGACGGGUGAAGAAGAGGGGAAAUAUUUUUCCGCUGUACUUGGACGAAGGAUCCUGCCACGAUGAGCGGCGACCGACGGCGGUACCGAAAACGACCCGAUCUUGCAGCGCUCCCCUCGCAGUGCGAAUGAACUAUGUUGUGGCCGGUGCCGCUGCUUGCGCUAACGUUCGUUAGUCUGUGCACCGCGUGCCCGAGCCUGUGCACCUGCAAAUGGAAAGGCGGCAAGCAAACGGUGGAGUGCGUCAACAAGAGCAUGACCACCAUACCGGACGGCAUCGAGUCCGGCACGCAGGUCCUCGACUUCAGCGGGAACAACGUCCGCUCCCUCGUCCGCGAGAAGUUCCGCCGGCUCGAGCUCGUCAACCUCCAGAAGAUCUUCCUCUCGCGCUGCCGCAUCUCGCACAUCGACGACAAGGCCUUCCGCGGGCUCACCAACCUCGUCGAGCUGGACCUCUCCAACAACGACCUCAUGGCCGUGCCCUCCGAGGCCUUCAGCGACUUCCCGUCCUUGAUGAAACUUUCCUUACACGGGAACAAUAUCCAAGAGAUCAAGGCCGGCGCGUUCCACCAGCUCUCCUUCUUGACGAACCUCGACCUGAACCGGUGUAAGAUCGACAAGAUCGAGGAGAACGCGUUCAAUGGUCUCUCGAGUAUAGAGUGGCUGAAACUGGAUAGUAAUCGGUUGACGUCGUUGCCAGGAGCCACGACCCUGCCGCAAUCCUUGAGCGGUAUCACUCUCGAGAACAACCCGUGGGAUUGUGACUGUAGGAUCAUCGGGCUGCACGAUUGGCUCAACAAGACGAGGACACCUCAGGCUGUCGACCCGGUAUGCACCAAGCCUUCCAGGCUGAGAGGCAUCCCUUUGAAGAACGUCAAAAGGGAUGACUUGGCCUGUUUGCCGGAUAUCGAGCCAACCGCGGUAGAGCUCAUCAUCUCGGAGGGACAGAAUAUUUCUCUGAGGUGUGAGGUGAGCGCCAUGCCGCAGGCUAGGGUUUCGUGGCUCUUCCAGGGUAACGUUCUGCAGAACGACUCGGUGUUGGAGCCGGGCCUGCAUCUGUACUACUUCAUCGAGGAAGGCACGUUCGACAAACAAAGCGAGCUUUUUAUUUUCAACACGAACGUGGGUGAUAAUGGUACGUUUAUCUGUAUGGCCGAGAACUCGGCCGGUAGGAGUUUAUCCAACUUCACGAUUAGGAUCGUGCUCAAAGAAGAGCGGAUGGUCGCGGCGCAGACAGUCACCGUCGAGUAUUUUGUUAUCAUCAUCGCCGGGACGAUAUCCAUCAUCCUAGUGCUCACAAUCACCGUUGUUAUUUUCUGUAUAAUCAAGUGUUUCAAGCAGAGGAAGCGGAGGCGAAAAACGAAACAGCUGUACAACAAGGAGACCAUCAUCAACAACCACGCUGACUCCGGGUUGACGCAGAAAGCUUGCCUGAGCAUAAAAGACUGCGCGCCGCCGUUGAUCAAGUCCAACUCGGAGAUGAUGUCGCUGAAAGCGAUGAACGGUUGCGUCGUGAUGGACCAGAGGCAGUCCGAGGAACUGACCGUCUUCACCUCCGAGGCUCCGGUCCUGGUGACGAACGACCCCUUGGUCUCCUACUCCCCGAUGGUGGGCCCCGCCAGCUCGGAGUACCACCAGAUCCUCGAGCAGAACCCGGACUUGAUCAACGACGCCAAAAGCGUGAGCAACAACGUUCGGUCGCGGAACCACUCCCUGACGAUAGAGAACGGGUUCGACUUGAGCAACGUCAUCAACCGGGCCAACCUCUCCGGGAGCCUGGCCAUCUACGAGGCGGCGCAGAACCCGACCAGUUUCCACCAGCAGCUCCACUUCUUGGGCACGCUCACACCGCCGACUCUUCAGCUGUACUCGCCGGCGGAUAUCCACCUCAUGCCUGGGAAGUUCGUGGACACGGACGGGUACCCGGUGGACUUCGGCCUGCCCAAGCUCCUCACCCCGCCCGCCGGCGGAGUGACCAGCGUGAAACCGGUUGCGACCGGCGUGCCGGCCGCCUACUACCGCACUCUACCUCACAAGCGUCACAACGCCGCCAACCCGGUCAGCAGGUACUCUCGCGAGGCUGAGUUCUUGUCGAGAUCCAACGCGGCCUCCUACGAGCUCUACACGCCGACGGACGUCCGGCAUAACCUGGAGGGUUACCCGACCUCACUGCCUGCGGCCACGGCCGCGCCCUUCCCCGAAGUUCCCGCCCCCACCCCAUUCGCGGACCCGCCGCCGACCAGCCUCGCUUCGCCGAAACCGGUUCUUUCCACCGCAUCCACGUGGACGGAGACGAGCGCCGAUUCGGCGCUGAGUGCGAAACCGGCGUCACCAGCUCCGGGCUCGCAGAGCAGUCUGUGUGCUCAAUCUAUCCUCACCUCUUCUGUCGUUGUAGAUAAACCCAAGUCUUUUGCUGUCCCCCCGACCGCGCUCCAGAAGAGCGUUCUUGCCGAAACCCCGGAGGAGAACGGAGAGGGGGAGCAAGAAGCGACCGACGUGUGAGUCGGUACGGUAGUUGUGUAUCCUUAGGUUCCAAAGCUCAAUUUUUUAUUCCUAUGUCGCUCCUUAGCCCGCCGUCAUACAGGAAGCUCCAGCGCACAAAACCCCCUUGGAGUUUAUUCAGUCACCCUCACCAUCUCGCGUUCAGACAAGUUGGUGCUUUUCCUGAUUUUUGCACGACACGUUUUUUACGAUCAUUUGCACCGACAUGAUAUUUUUAUAUUAUUGGAAUUGUUAAUGGGAGGUGAUUUGUGAAAGUGAGAGGAUUAGAAUUUGCGCACUUUGAAUUUGGAUUACCGGUGAACAGCACAGAAAACGCACCGAACUUUCAUAAAAUGUCUUUCCUAAAGUGGGUAAAUUGAGCUUUUCAUUUGAUUUAUCAUAAAAAUUGGAUGUGUUUCAUGAUCCAUUAACGGCUCACACAGCAAAAGUAAGAGAUUUUAAAUGUGAUUUUAAGCACACAGUUUAGUUUUUGGUACGAACUUUUCUUGGCACAUCAUCUUUCAAGAAAUGUUUUUGGGUCUGCACUUUGAUUUAAAAUUUAAAAAAAUAUCGAAGAAAAGAUUGCUCCAGUGAGAUGAAUUCAUAUUUGUGGGUUAGGUUUAAUAUUUGUGAACUAGGCUGAGAUUAAGAUCAAGGGUAGUAAAGAACGGAGAAAGAUUUGAAACGGGGAUAUAUUUCUUUUGUAUCCAAUCAUACAAAAUUUUAAACAAAUCUACCACUUUAAGGAGCGUCAGAAAUUUUUACUUCAUUGCUGAGCAGAUACAUUUGUGAGUAAAUUAUUUUAUUAAUGCAAUCUCUCAUUUUUUAUCGUCGUAUAAAAGUUUUAUUUACUUUGUUUAGAGAUUUUUUAAAUGAUAUUUUUAUACUUUAGAGAGGUAAUUAUUUAUAAUGAAUGGUAAUUGUAUAAACUUCUACCUUUGGCCUUUAGUUUUUAUUUGAAAAGUUUUGCUGCUUGUCAAACUGAAAUUUUGAGCGUUGGUUGGUGUGACAAUCUUCAAUGUUCAUUUUUCAAUCAAUCCCUUUUAGAUGUCGUUUUCCCUCGGAUGACAAAUUGUGCUCAUUGAGAUUUUAUCAUAGAAACAUUUCGUAGAACACCUUGAAUACGUCAACUGCGAGUCCAUUUCAUUCAGAAAUUAUUAAACUAAUAUUUUGACAACAUUUUAUUUGUGAGUAGAAUGAGUUGACUGCAAAUUUGUUAUCAAGUAAUUUUGCUUGUAAUGCAAGAAGAGCGAUUUUUUACUCGCAUCUUCAGUAAACUUCAUUACCUUCGUUAACUCGCUAAGUUACGGCUAUUUUGUUUUGUUCGGAAUGAGGUAUGGGAAAAUGUUUCUAUUUUUGAGGUGAUUUUAUCUGUUCUCCACACGGAAGAAGAUGAAGCUAUUAGAAAUAAAUCACGUUCGUAAAAUUUAGGUAUUUCGUGAAGUUAUAUUAAACCAUUUUGUUCAAUCGUAGCUAUCUGGACUCCGUAAAAACCAUACUCUAUCCGAUCACCAUUUAUCCAACUACAACACCGUUACACUCUCUAUUUUUCUCGGCAACGUCCCAGUUAAAUCAGAAAAACAUGCGUAAUGUGACUGUAGAGGGAGUAUGAGGAUGAAUAUUUGACUGAAUGAAACUUCCAACUUGAAGUGACAAAACUACGCAAUGUUUGCCUUUAAUUUUUGAAGAAAGGGAUAAUGAAAUCAUCUCAAAAAUAGAAUGCUUACAAACGGAUUUACGUCAGUUUUCGGCUAAUCUUUAUAACCCUCUCCUCUCCAAUCAAUAUUUUGGUUCAUGAAUAACUAGAUCCUGUUCAGCGAAAUAAAAAUUGGAUUUAGACACUAAGCAGAGUUUUCAUGAAAUAAAAAUACCAUACCUGUGUACUAUUUUCUAUUCGUAAUUUUUAAAAUUAUUGUUUUUGAUUUCUUUGUGAAAAAAUUAAUGUUGAUUGGAAAAGGUUGUCAAAAGGUACACCAACGCAAGCGAGCUUGAAGGAAACGAAAUAACUCAGCUGUAUAUUAAUUUCCAAGCACUGUAAAAUAAAAGUAGAAUUUGUACUAUGUUUCAAGCAUCCGUUUUACGAACGCGCAUUCUACGUUUCCUGAAAUACGAAUAAAACCACUCCAAUAGUUCUUUUCCUCUAGUGUAUAAAUGAAAUAUUGUUAAAUUGCUAGAUUUAUAGUUACCUUUAAAAAUAAACAUUCAUUCAAAGUUUUA
Molecule: messenger RNA, 6286 nt
Organism: Bemisia tabaci
Lineage: Eukaryota; Metazoa; Arthropoda; Insecta; Hemiptera; Aleyrodidae
Source: RefSeq, a predicted model, not a curated record